AUGGCGACUGCGACCAGCAGCCGGGUCAGAUCGCUCUUGCGAGAUCCAAGCUUGUUUAAAGAGCAGGCUUACAUUGAGGGACAAUGGACCAACGGCGAUGGCCGGUCUCAAUUUUCCGUGCUCAGUCCAUACUCGAAAGAGUAUCUCGGAUCCUGUCCAGACCUAGACAUAAAUACCACCAAUACGGCCAUCGAGGCAGCCCAGAAAGCAUUCGAUGAUUUCCAGCAUACAUCCGCUCGCCAACGUAUGACAAUCUUGAAAAACUGGUUCGAGCUGAUGCGCGAACAUGAAGAUGACCUAGCUACCAUCCUGAGCCUCGAAAACGGACGGCCCAUCGCAGCAGCCCAUGCAGAAAUCAAGUACGCCGCAAGCUUCCUGGAAUGGUUCCAAGGCGAGGCCGUCCGCUCUUACGGAGACUCCAUCGCCGCCAGCGCCCCCGGGACCCAGGUCGUGACCAUCAAGCAACCCGUCGGCGUGGUAGGCAUUAUCACCCCUUGGAAUUUCCCAUCCGCCAUGAUAACGCGCAAAGUAGGCGCGGCUCUGGCGGCUGGGUGUAGCAUGGUCGUGAAGCCUGCGGCAGAGACACCCUUUUCUGCCUUGGCCUUGGCCGAGCUGGGCGAGCGAGCUGGAGUGCCAGCAGGAGUCUUGAACGUGACGACGACACAGAAGAAUAUUGCUGAUGUCGGAAAGCUCAUAUGUGAGCACCCUUCCGUCAAGAAGUUGUCAUUCACGGGCUCUACAGGGGUUGGGAAAAUCCUUAUGCAGCAGUCAAGCCAGUCGUUGAAGAAACUUUCCAUGGAGCUCGGCGGAAAUGCUCCCUUUAUUGUUUUUAACGACGCCAAUUGUGAGCAAGCCAUUCAAGGACUGAUGGCAGCCAAAUUCCGCGGCUCGGGACAAACUUGUGUGUCGCCCAACCGCGUCUAUGUCCAAAAGGGAAUCCACGACAUCUUCAUUCAAAGGUUGCAGCAGGCUAUGGAUACUCAGCUCGUCAAGGGCGACCCUUUGUUGACUGGUACCACAAUUGGUCCCUUGAUCAACGUCAAAGCGGUUGAGAAGGUCGAACGCCUCGUCAGCGACGCCCGCUCUCAGGGCGCCACGGUAGUGACGGGCGGGACACGAUCUUCCGGUGAUCCAGAAAACUACUACCCCCCAACUAUUGUCCGAGGCAUGACACAUUCGAUGCAAGCUAGCAAGGAGGAGCUCUUUGGGCCGGUUGUGGCAAUCUACCCUUUUGAGAGUCAGCAGGAGCUGCUUCAGAUGGCAAACGACGCCGAGGUAGGACUUGGCGCCUACGUUUACACAGAUACCCUCAACCAGGCGUGGAGAACCGCUGAGCUACUCCAGACUGGCAUGGUCGGGGUCAAUACAGGUGUCAUAUCAGAUCCCGUGGCUCCUUUCGGCGGAGUCAAGCAUUCCGGAUUCGGGCGCGAAGGCGGCAGGAUCGGCAUUGAUGAGUUCCAGAUUCUAAAGGCAAGUCGGCAUUUGUCCACCUUACAACCAGCGGCUGUUUUACUAAUCUUGGCAAUCACUAGACAAUCACUAUUGGUGGGCUCAAGCCGUAAACUCGGCAACGGUGUCCGUCUAUACACCCCCUCACCGACCGUAUUGUUAUUGAUGGGUACAGUCCUGGGUGGAGUCUGUCUGGAGCCCAAGUACUCCUCUUAUAACCUUCAUGUAACCGAGAACCGACUAGGAAGGGGAGGGGGGUGUGCAUAG
Molecule: messenger RNA, 1716 nt
Organism: Clonostachys byssicola
Lineage: Eukaryota; Fungi; Ascomycota; Sordariomycetes; Hypocreales; Bionectriaceae
Source: the annotation of a GenBank genome assembly